Molecule: messenger RNA, 2483 nt
Organism: Cucumis sativus (cucumber)
Lineage: Eukaryota; Viridiplantae; Streptophyta; Magnoliopsida; Cucurbitales; Cucurbitaceae
Product: CO(2)-response secreted protease
Exons: 9
Coding region: 38-2356 (772 amino acids)
Biological process (GO): proteolysis
Molecular function (GO): serine-type endopeptidase activity
Source: RefSeq, a predicted model, not a curated record
ACUUACUCAAUUAGAUCAGUACAGAAGCCAAUACGCCAUGCAAAGCAUUUCUUUUUGUGUUUUUUUUGCUUUGGUUUGUGUUACCUUUUUUCUUGUUUCUGAAAAUGUAAAAGUAGCUGAUGCUGCUGAAGAUGCAAGAAAUGGUGUUUAUAUCGUUUACAUGGGAUCCGCUUCUUCUGGCUUCAGGACUGACUUCCUUCGCCUUCUUAACUCUGUCAACAGACGGAACGCAGUGGUACACACAUAUAAACAUGGGUUCACAGGAUUUGCAGCUCAUCUAUCAGAACAUGAAGCCCAAGCCAUGAGACAAAGCCCUGGAGUUGUUUCGGUUUUUCCUGAUCCAUUAUUGAAGUUACACACAACUCAUUCAUGGGAUUUCUUGGUCAGUCAGACAAGCGUCAAAAUCGACGCCAAUCCCAAAUCAGAUCCCCCAGCCUCUUCCUCUCAACCAUACGAUACCAUUAUAGGAAUCUUGGACACUGGUAUCUGGCCGGAAUCGGAGAGUUUUAAUGACAUGGGUAUGGGUCCAAUACCUUCGAGGUGGAAAGGUACCUGCAUGACAGGCGAUGACUUCACUUCCUCCAACUGUAAUAGAAAAAUCAUUGGAGCAAGAUUUUACGAAAGUUCUGAGAGUGACGGCAUACGGUACCACUCACCUCGAGACGGAGCUGGACAUGGCACCCACGUGGCAUCAACGGCGGCCGGAAGCGCCGUGGCUAAUGCAUCGUACUAUGGCCUCGCAGCCGGGACGGCCAAGGGCGGCUCCCCCGGCUCAAGGAUCGCCAUGUACAGAGUCUGCAUGGCCGACGGCUGUCGUGGGUCGUCGAUCAUGAAGGCGUUUGAUGAUUCCAUCGCCGAUGGGGUCGAUGUAUUGUCCUUAUCUCUCGGUACACCCUCCGUCUUCCGACCAGAUUUGACGGCCGACCCUAUUGCCAUCGGAGCUUUUCAUGCGGUUGAGAAGGGCAUUACAGUUGUCUGCUCCGCCGGAAACGACGGUCCCAGUUCUGGAACGGUGGUGAACGACGCGCCGUGGAUUCUAACAGUGGCUGCCUCCACCAUAGAUAGGGAUUUUGAGUCUGAUGUUGUGCUGGGCAACAAAAAAGUGAUCAAGGGCGAAGGUAUAAACUUUUCUGAUCUUCAAAAGUCUCCUGUAUACCCACUAAUAGAAGGCAAGUCAGCCAAGAAAGCGAGUGACAGUGAAGACAGUGCAAGGAUUUGUUCCGAAGAUUCCAUGGAUGAAGCUCAAGUGAAGGGAAAGAUAGUUAUUUGCGAAAACAGUGUCGAAGGAGGCGGUUCGGAUUGGCAAAGUCAGGCUGAAACAGUGAAGAAUCUUGGAGGGGUUGGGCUAGUUUUGAUUGAUGACGACUCAAAAUUAGUUGCAGAGAAGUUUUCUACUCCCAUGACAGUUAUUAGUAAAAAGGAUGGUCUUGAGAUCCUCUCCUAUGUUAACUCAAGCAGGAAACCAGUUGCUACAGUUCUCCCCACUGAGACCAUAAUAAACUAUAAGCCAGCACCUGCUAUAACAUAUUUUUCAUCCAGAGGGCCUAAUCCCGCAGUAUUAAACAUAAUCAAGCCGGACAUAUCAGCACCAGGAGUGAACAUUCUUGCAGCCUGGCUUGGCAAUGAUUCAAGCUCAACUCCACAAGCAACGAAGUCACCACUCUUCAAUGUGAUUUCAGGAACUUCAAUGUCCUGCCCCCAUGUCUCUGGCGUAGUGGCUUCUGUAAAAUCUCAAAACCCCACAUGGAGUCCCUCAGCAAUCAGAUCAGCCAUCAUGACAACAGCAAUCCAAACGAAUAACUUGGGAUCACCAAUGACUUUGGAUACGGGAUCAGUAGCCACACCUUAUGAUUAUGGGGCAGGAGAAAUAUCAACCAAUGGAGCAUUACAACCAGGACUAGUCUAUGAAACUAGUACAACAGACUACUUACUAUACCUUUGCGGCCGAGGUUAUAAUCUAACCACCAUUAAGAGCAUCACAACUACUAUUCCUGAUGGAUUUGAUUGCCCCAAGAAUUCAAAUGCAGACUACAUAUCCAACAUGAACUAUCCAACAAUAGCAGUAUCUGAAUUGAAAGGCAAGGAAAGCAAGAAAGUAAUCAGAACAGUUACAAAUGUUGGUGGCAAUGGUGAAACAGUUUACACAGUCAGUGUAGAUGCACCUCAGGAAGUAGAGGUCAAAGUGAUUCCGGAGAAAUUGAAAUUUGCGAAGAACUAUGAGAAGCAGAGUUAUCAAGUGGUUUUUACCCCAACUGUAUCCACAAUGAAGAGAGGCUUUGGUUCAAUCACUUGGACCAAUGGAAAACAUCGAGUCCGAAGUCCAUUUGUCGUCACUAGUGAGAGUAGUGAGCCAUAAGAUUACUUAUAAAACAGUGAACACAUUGCAAUCAACCAGGUCAAAAGUUUGUAAUUCUCUAGUCAUCUGUUUCAGUUUGGACUAUAAUACUUUCUGAAUAAACGAAGUUGGUGUUUUAGAUGUCCAA